Molecule: messenger RNA, 2429 nt
Organism: Linum tenue
Lineage: Eukaryota; Viridiplantae; Streptophyta; Magnoliopsida; Malpighiales; Linaceae
Source: the annotation of a GenBank genome assembly
GUCCGAAUUGGUCGAUGUGGCGGGUGAAAGGAGCUCCGACGUCCCGGCGAUCAAGAGCUCGGCAGUUCAUUGGCCUUCGUUGGAUUUCCAGAACGAGACCACUAGUUGCGAUAGUAGAUUUUACGUCGUCGUCAAUUAGGCGGUGUGGCCAAGCGACAUGAAGAAAUUGCACAACUGAAAUUGUGUAGCGAAUUCCGAAUUGGGGGAGAAAAAUGAAGAAGCCGUUGUUGCCGGCGAAAAAAGUAUGCGGCGGCAAUAAGCAAAUUACCGACAGGGAAGGACUGGUGAAGCUAUUGAGAUGGCAUUUCGGCCACUCCGAUUUCAGAGGGAAGCAGUUCGAGGCGAUUCAAGCUGUUUUGUCCGGAAGAGAUUGUUUCUGCCUGAUGCCGACGGGAGGAGGGAAGUCAAUGUGUUACCAAAUUCCUGCAUUGGCAAAACCUGGGAUUGUGCUUGUGGUUUCUCCUUUAAUAGGUGCAAUGCCGCUGUUCUUGCUUUUUGUUUCGUUGGUCAUAGGUUGUUUUCUAUUUCCAGCUCUGAUGGAAAACCAAGUUACCGCAUUGAAGGAGAAAGGAAUCACUGCUGAAUUUCUAUCUUCAACUCAAACAACCCAUGCCAAAACUAAGAUUCAUGAAGACCUUGAUUCUGGAAAACCAUCCACAAGGCUGUUAUAUGUAACGCCAGAAUUGAUUGCAACACCAGGAUUUAUGUCCAAGCUCAACAAGAUUCAUGCUAGAGGGCUGCUGAAUAUCAUUGCCAUUGAUGAGGCGCAUUGCAUUUCCUCAUGGGGCCAUGACUUCAGGCCUAGCUAUCGCAAACUUUCUUCCUUGAGAAACCACCUUCCAGAUGUACCGAUACUGGCUCUCACAGCUACAGCAGUUCCUAAAGUUCAGAAGGACGUAAUAGAAUCACUGUGCUUGGAGAGCCCUUUAUUACUCAAAUCUUCUUUCAAUCGCUCAAAUAUAUAUUACGAAGUUAGAUACAAAGAUCUUCUAGAUAAUGUCUUCAACGAUUUAUCCGCUCUGCUCAAAUCCAGCGGUGAUGUUUGUGCUAUUGUUUACUGCCUUGAAAGAGCAACCUGUGAUGAAUUGGCUGCUCACCUCUCCAAACAUGGCAUUUCAUGUGCCGCUUACCAUGCUGGCAUUAACAACAACCUGCGUAGCUCUGUUUUGGAUGAUUGGAUGUCUUCGAAAAUACAAGUUGUUGUAGCCACCGUGGCUUUCGGGAAGGAUGUUAGAUUGGUUUGCCACUUUAACAUACCAAAAUCAAUGGAAGGCUUUUAUCAAGAAUCAGGUAGAGCAGGACGUGAUCAAUUGCCAUCAAAGAGCAUACUAUACUAUGGCAUUGAUGAUCGCAAAAGAAUGGAGUUUAUUAUAAGUAAUGCUGAGAACAAGAAAGGGCAGUCUUCAGGUGGUUCACGAGAAGGAUCGUCAAAGAAAUCCCUUUCUGAUUUUAAGCUGAUGGUUGAAUAUUGCGAGGGUUCUGGUUGUCGUCGGAAAAAGAUCCUUGAAAACUUUGGGGAAGAGGUGCCUCCGUCACUAUGUAAAAAAUCGUGUGAUGGGUGCAAGCAUCCGAACCAACUUGUUCAGUAUUUGGAGGAGCUGGCAACUAUAGCUGCUGGCCGACAAAGAAGUGGCCUUUCACGAAUAUUCUUGUCCAGCUCUAAUGACAAGGUAGGUGGGGAACAGAUGUCUGAGUUCUGGAACCGUGAUGACGAAGUGAGUUGUUCUGAUGAAGACAUUUCUGAUAGUGAUGCAUUUGCAGAUGGUAUUGAGAAUGCAAAGAGGGAAGCUGGAUGUAAGGCAUCAAGAAGAGCAGGCGUCAACGCAAAAAUAGAGCUGCUAGAGAGAGCCGAGGAAAGAUACUACCGGAACCAGAAUUGUGAUAAACCAUCUCAUAAAUCUGACAAGAACGCCAUAACCGAGGCACACAGAGAAGCCAGUAGGAAAAGACUAACAGAUUCCGUGAAGCAGGCUAGCCAGCGUCUUGGCAACCCAAGCAUUGAGAUCGAAACAUCUGCCAACUUCCUUGAAAAUGAGUGCUUCAACAAGUACGGGAAGAGCGGGAAAACAUUCUAUUAUUCUCAGGUAGCAAGCACAGUGAGGUGGCUGGCAACUGCAACUUCUUCCGACUUAACAAACAGGCUUGGCAAUGUUACUCCCACUUCCCCUUGCCGUUCCAAAGUACCAACCGAGGCUUCUCCAAAGGAAACGGUGGACGAGGGAAAUCGAACAGGAACCACUAGCCCAGAGCUUCAUGACAAUACUGCUGCUGCUGCAAGCACUCCAGGGCCACCUGCUUCUGCAUCCACAAAACUCCCACCAAUUCCUUCCUUUUCUGAAUUCGUGAACCGGAAUAAACCUAAUCACAACAGCCGUACAAGACCUCUGGAUGAUUCCCAGUCUCAGAAUAAGAGACAGAAGAAGACGUGA